AUGGACGAGGCCGAUCUUUCAGAAGGCACAACGGAUAAGCAACAGGAGGAUGUGCUUUCUGAUGAGACUCUCCUCCAAAGUAAGAUAUGCAAUGAAGAUGACUUUACCCCAAAGAACGGUGCCCUUGAUGUCUCCAGUCAAAUGAUCUCCACAGGAGCAGGCCCUCAAGAGAAGGCGACACCUAGUGAGGCUUGCAGAAAUACAGCCACGGGUGUGCCCCUGGAUGACGUUACCAAAAAUGGUGUCAGCAAAAUACGUGAUCAAGAGAAACAGCAGGCUGCAACUCUUCACACUCUAGCUAACAAAGGAGACACCCCAAGGUCAAACAUUUCCGAUAUCUUACUCCAUCACCUUUCCAAAGAGCAGUUCUUAAGAGGUCAAGGCAUUGACUGUGAAACUCUCCCGGAAAUCUCAAAUGCUGACAGUUUUGAAGAAGCAGCUAUUAUUAAAAAUAUUAUCUCAUGUUAUGUGAAGAAUUCUUGGUCGAAGGAACAAACCUCAGAGCUCACUGACCAAUUCAACCCCAAAAGGGAUGGUGAAGACAGCAGUAAACCCAGCUGCUCUCCAAUUACGACAGAAGAACAUUCCUCUGAUUUAGAAGAGUCAAAUUUUCAGACUAAAAUCAAGGGUCCAAGUGACAAACGAAAGUGUUGUCAAGGUCAGGCACCCCGGAAACAGCAGACUGAAAAAGCAAGUUCAGGCCAUGGGCUCAAAUACGGCCAAGGUCAAGUUCAUUACCAGCUUCCUGAUUUGUCUAAGGUUAUUACCAAAGUGAAAAUUCCUAAAAAUAACAUAAUGAAUAAACCACUCCCAUCAGCUCAACAAGCCAGUUUUUCUCCUAAACUGAGAGAUAAAUCAGCUAUUGUCCAAGAUAUUUUAGACAUCACGCCUAGGUCAAAUUGUGUUGAAAAACAACAUCAAGAGCAGAAAAGGAAUAUUACUGAAACUUCACAACAAAUACAGACGGAGCCUACAGCACAUAUCCACCAAGAACUUCUCACAGGACUAGAAUCUGAAACAAGGCUCUUUAUGCUGUCAUCAGCCUCUCAGAAAGACCCUUCCUCAACUCCUUCCAUAUUUCAAAAGAUAUCCCAAGGGCAACAAAUGUGCCAGAAGUUAAAAGAACAGGCUGAUCGACUGAAGACUAAAGUACAAGAAUUUUCCAAAAGUUUAAAACAAGAUUCUCCCUGCCAUUUGCAAGACAAGAGGCUGAUGCUGGAGAAACUGCAGGGACGUCUCAAACUGCUGGAGCAGACAUUCCUGGCCACGAAGGACCAGCAUCUGACUUUGCAGCAACAAGACCAUAGGCACGAAUCUGCAGUUGUGGGAGACUUUGAUCCAGAAAGAGAAGUGGAAGGUGAGAUCUUCCAGGUGGAGAUGCUUCUGGAAGACGUUAAGGAGAAAAUUGAUGGAAGCAAAUACACCUCGGCUCUCCCUCUUCCUGCGAGUUCUCUGGUUACCCUGGAAGACUUGGCAUCUGUAUCCUCUUCAUUCUCAAAUGAGAUUCCCAAGGAACACCCUGGCCACCCUCCUGGGUUGUGGACCGUGCAUGGGAGUGAGGCCACAGGGACGCCCCGGGGAAGGCCGCAGGAGACCCCCUCCGAUGAGGAGCUCCGCCAGCUGGCCUCACAGAGUUACCUAAAUGGCAGUAGCAGGACGGUGGUUGCCCAGGACCAGCCUGAUCAAGCAGCCCCGAGGCUGUCUUCUGAUUCCAGGGAGGACCCCAAGGCCACCCCAGCAAGUCAGGACUGUGCGGACACGACGGCGCCCGGUCCCAGCUGUGCCUCCUGUCGCCGGCUCCUGGCAUGGAAGCAACAGAUGGAGAAAAAAGGUCACAGAAGGCUCGGCUGUGGGAAAUUUUCAAUGAUCAUUCACAAAAAGGCACCGCACUCAGCAUCGGCUCUCAGUUCUGGCAUAAAUUGCAGCUUCCAUUCUGAUUCUGGCACGGGUCUGCAAAGUCAUCAGGGCGAAGUCUGUGACUCUCAGAGUCCCGACUCCAGAAGAGUCUGUGGCCACAAACUGCCUGAAGAAGAAUUUCAUUACAGAUACAACAGCCCGGGACAGAAUUACUUAAAUCAUAGCGAAAGAGGUGCCCUUGUCCAGCCCCGUUCUUUAGAGGAAAGAAAAAAUGCUUCACCUCCUUAUUCAAAACCAAAACAGAUCUGUUCCCAGACAGUGAAUUCCAAGUCCUUCCAAGGUCAACGUGAGCCCACACCAGGCAAAAAAAACCCUUGGGCUCUCAUGACCUGCAGCUCAGACCUUGCAGCGGCCUCACUCCACUCCCACUCCUGCCGGAGUUCUGGAAGCAAAUCCUUCUGUGACUUGGAGAGCACUGAGGAAACUACAAUCGAGAUUUUACACUCAGCUCUGGACCAUGCCCUGAGGACAGCAACUGUGUUGAAAGAAACCACCAAUCAAAUGAUUAAAACGAUCUCAGAAGACCUUGCUAAAGCUCGGAGGUGGAGGGAUCAACUGAAAUACUAG
Messenger RNA from Carlito syrichta (Philippine tarsier), 2484 nucleotides. RefSeq names its product AKNA domain containing 1 (gene AKNAD1). The record is from RefSeq and is a predicted model, not a curated record. The transcript is spliced from 15 exons. Bases 1 to 2484 code for a protein of 827 amino acids. NCBI's taxonomy places the organism in Eukaryota, Metazoa, Chordata, Mammalia, Primates, Tarsiidae.